Messenger RNA from Cololabis saira (Pacific saury), 1568 nucleotides. It is a transcript of the gene sh3bp5la, whose product is annotated as SH3-binding domain protein 5-like, a. NCBI's taxonomy places the organism in Eukaryota, Metazoa, Chordata, Actinopteri, Beloniformes, Belonidae. Gene Ontology annotation, cellular component: cytoplasm. Gene Ontology annotation, molecular function: protein kinase inhibitor activity. The transcript has 6 exons. The record is from RefSeq and is a predicted model, not a curated record. The coding region runs from base 260 to 1501 and encodes 413 amino acids. Gene Ontology annotation, biological process: negative regulation of protein tyrosine kinase activity; intracellular signal transduction.
CGCCAUGGAGACCGCUCUGUCUACGGCGGCCGCGGCGGCUCAAGCUGAGCUGUUUACCUCAGUCGCGAUGACGGGAGAGCGAAACCGGGUCGCAGUGCCAUGAAACGUGAGCGGAGCUGCGGAGUCGACGAACAUCGCCGGUGGGGUUGUGUUGUGAUCCCGACCCGCCCCUGAACGGCCAGCCUCGGCCUGCUGUCGGAGGGAGCGGCGGCUCUGCGGUCCAACAAGGCCGGGUCCGCCGCGCGGCCUGCUCCCCGGGAUGGAGCAGGGGCACUUGCGUGAGAGCCCCGCCGGCUCCGGGGAGUCGGACGCGGGGGACUGGGCGGAGACCGUCCCGGCCGGGGACCCGGAGCGGACCACGCCGGAGGCGGCGCCCGGGGACGGCUGCGAGGACUCCGGGGGGGAGAAGCUGCAGAGCCCGUACGAGGAGGAGCUGGACCCCCGGAUACAGAACGAACUGGAGCAGCUCAAUGAAGCCAGCGCAGAGAUCAACAGGCUGGAGCUGCAGUUGGAUGACGCCAGAUCCGGCUACCGGAAGAUCCUCACCGAGUCUGCCAGGAAGCUGAACGCUCAGAGCUCUCAGCUCGGCGGCUGCAUCGAGAAAGCCAGGCCGUACUACGAAGCUCGCCGCCUCGCCAAAGAGGCCCAGCAGGAGACCCAGAAAGCAGCUCUGAGCUACGAGCGAGCCGUGUCGAUGCACACGGCCGCCAGGGAGAUGGUGUACGUGGCGGAGCAGGGCCUGAUGGCCGACGGCACCAACACUCUGGAUCCCACCUGGCAGGAAAUGCUGAACCACGCCACGGCCAAGGUGAACGAGGCCGAGGAGGACCGGCUACGCAGCGAGCGCGAGCACAUGCGCGUCACGCACGCCUGCCAGGAGGCAGAGGCCCGGGUCCAGAUGCUGCAGAAGUCCCUGAAGAGGCUCAUCCUCAAGUCCAAGCCCUACUUCGAGCUCAAGGCCCAGUUCAACAACAUCCUGGAGGAGAGCAAGACGAAGGUCAUGCAGCUGGAGCUGCAGGUCACCAAGGUCAAGACCCGCUAUUCCGUCGCCCUGCGCAACCUGGAGCAGAUCAGCGAGCAGAUCCACGCCCAGAGGGGGCGGGGCCUGGUCUGCGCUGGGCGGAGCCCGCCGGUGGGGGCGGAGUCGGCCCCCGCGGUCCGGGAGGAGGGCGGGGCCUGCGGCAGCGCGGCGGCACCGGCGGGGAAGGAUGGCGGCGGCGGCGGCGGCGCAGACCUGGUGGAGCGAUACAAGGACCGGGAGAAGGAGCGGGAGCGGGCCGGGUCCGACUCCCUGUCCGUGUUCAGCCUGCAGACCAUCGCCUCGGACCUGGAGAAGUACGACUCGGUGGAGCACCUGGGGGACAUGAGCGACGUGGGCAGCGUUACCGGGGACGACGGCGAGAAGGGGGGGGCGGGCCGGAGGGACAAGCUGGCCGAGACGGCGGUCAGAGAGCGGCAGCAGCAGUUCCACAAGCAGCACCACCGCAGCUUCAGCUUGUGAGGGCCGGGACCCGGACCCGGAUCCGGGACUGGGACCCGGACCGGCCGACCCGAGUCAGACUGAAGUA